CAGUCCCCUUCCAGUGCAUAUAUUUUGUUAUCCGGUUAGUGUUGCAAAAUAGAGGUGUUUUAUUUUGUGAUUUUUCCACAUAAUCCCCAUGCUUCAGGAUGAAUUUCCCACCUGUAACAGCUCGGGCAUUCAUGGCAAUGCAGAAUUUGAAUGUGAGUGAAUUAUCAAAGUGCUGCUUGCGUGAGAUUCGACCAAUUCUUCCAAGUCUCGUUCGCAUGACUCUCCUCCAAGCCACAGACAAUACACAAGAAUGGACAGAGGCUCGCAAGCAAAUCCUCUCAAUUUUAGUGGGCAUUGAAUUUGCCAAUAACAUUGUAUCCAUCCUCCAAAUUAACUACCACGAACUGGAGGUGGAUAUUAAAAAGGAACAGCAACUGCGGCAAAAAUUGGGGACAUCACAGAAUGAAUCAUCUCACUGCUAUACCCUGCAGAAUGGGGCUGCAAUGGGAUUUGAGCGUGCAGAUGUGGCACGAAAGGUGCGAGUAGUGUUAUCAGAAUUAUUCUACAUCCAAGCACAGAUUGCUGAACAAAACCAACAAGGAACAACAAGAAAUGCCACAGAAUCUCUCGUGAGGGAAUCUGAGUUAUUUGACAAUGAAAUUUACUUGGAGGAGGUAACAGAUAUCAUUUGCAUUGCCUUAGCUGAAUUACCAUCCCUCCUCAACAUCCAAGACAUUGUCGAUAUCUUGCUCUACGUAAACAAUGGGGCUAAUGUAAUUUCCUGGAUUAUUGCAAAUAUGCCUGAUUGCUUCAAAGAAGUCACAGCAUCACUCAUUUCAAACGGAGACGAGGAAACAGCUGAUGGGAAACUUCGAUUGCAAGUUCUCACAGCCCUGUGUGAUAUGAAUCCCAGUCAAGCUCUCUCCACGCGAACACUCUGUGUCGAACUCUCAAAGAUGCCAUCAUUGAUGCUAAAGCUUAGCCUUCGAGAUCCUCAAGAUCUCAUAGCUUUUGUGUCUGGACUUCUGCUGGGAAAUGACCAGAACACGCGUUCGUGGUUUGCUCAAUUUGUCCGGAGCAGUCAGAAACGCAGGAGUGAUGCCCUGCAGCUUGUUCGUGAAGAACUGCAGAAGCAACUCCAGAGUCUCGUCGUCUUUUCUAUGAAUUCAGAACUUCCGGACGAAUGUGUCGUUCAGGCAUCCACUCUUCUGCGUCUCUACUGUGCUCUGAGAGGAAUAGCCGGAGUUAAAUUCAAUGAUGAUGAAAUUCACCUUCUCAUUCAGCUGGUGACAUCGAGACCGCCGCCAACUCCUGCAGGAAUACGUUUCGUAUCCCUGGGACUCUGUAUGCUAAUAGCCUGUCCUUCGCUCAUCUCUCAACCAAAUUUUGAAGCCAAGGGAAUCGAAUGGAUGCAGUGGCUGAUAAAGGAGGAGGCAUACUUUGAAAGCAACAGCGAUAUGGCAGCCUCUUUUGGGGAGAUGCUACUCCUGAUGGCCAUUCAUUUCCACAGCAACCAAGUUCCGGCUAUUGGGGAAUUAGUGUGCUCAACAUUGGGCAUGAAAAUCCCCUUGAGGCCCAACAAUACUACACGUAUGAAGCAGAUCUUUACUCAGGAAAUCUUCACAGAAGCCGUUGUUACAGCACAUGCUGUCAAGGUUCCCGUGACGGUUAAUUUAAAUGCUGAUAUCCCAGGAUAUCUACCAGUUCACUGUAUACAUCAAUUGCUCAAAUCUCGAGCAUUUUCUAAGCACAAAGUGCCCAUCAAAAGUUGGAUUUACAAACAAGUAUGCAACUCAACGACGCCUCUUCAUCCCGUACUUCCAGCUCUCAUUGAAGUCUACGUGAAUUCCAUUAUUUUGCCCAAUGCUAAAGGACCCGUUGAGCAUACACAUAAGCCACUAUCUGAGCGAGAAAUUCUCAAGGUGUUUGAGAAUUCUGUUCCUGGAGCUAAUUUUGAUCAUAAAAAGAGAAAUUACAUAUUUGAAUUCGAGAUGGAACAGACGGAUGUAGGAGAGGAGGAAUUAUCUGGAGUGCCCAGCAUCACAUCGCAACUUCUUCUCCUGUACUAUCUUCUGCUCUAUGAGGAUGUUCGGCUGAACAAUAUGGCCAAUAUUCUGAUUAAUGGUAGAAAAGUCAAGGCAUACACGAUGGAUUUCAUGUCAGAGCUUCCCAUCAAGUAUCUUCUGCAACAAGCUCAGAAGAAUCAACGAAAUUUUGGGGGACUUUUUUCGCCCCUUCUGCGUCUCCUGGUUACACAUUUCCCACAUCUCUGUCUCGUGGAUGAUUGGAUUGCCGAAGAAACAAUAGCUCUGGAAUCAACAAGUCGCAGCAUAAUCACAGAAUUCAAUGUGAUUGAGGCUUUCGAGGAGCUGGAAAUAUCAUCAAUUAAAGCUAUACGUCUCAUGAGGCGAAUGCUCAAGAAAACGCCCAAAGAUCUUUGGCCACUAGCAGGAACAUUCAUCAGAUACUUUAAAAAUAUCCUGAAAGAUGACACCCCUAGGCUCGUGACGGAGCUGUAUAAGCAAGUUUGGGUGCGUCUUAACACCGUUCUUCCGCGACGUCUCUGGACAAUGUCCAUAAAUGCCCUUCUGCCUGAAGAUCAGCUCAUCAAAAAUUUCUCACUAGUUCAAGAAUCGCCAUGUAUAGAUGCCUUGCAGGUAUUGCGAUGCGAUGAGAGAAUCUUUCGCUGUCCAGAUGCCCUGUCCAUUGUUUUGCGCAUCCUCCAGGCCAGCUUAGCGGCGUCCAAAAGUCAACUUUCUCGACACAUUCAGGAUAAGCCGCUAAUUGAGAAAACGGGACAGAUUCAGUCUGAGGCAGAACGUGAGGAACUCAAAAUGGCCCUCGUAUAUUCACAGGAGACCGUUGCCGUGCAGAUCCUAUUGGAAGCAUGUCUGGAGACAGAGAGUGAUAGAAAUCUCCCGGGAAGGCUGUGGGCGCUUCGAGAAGUGCGUGGCAUAAUAUGUUCCUACAUCCACCAAGUAUUCAUCUCAGAGAUCACUCUGGCCAAAUUGGUGAUGUUCCAGGGCUUUCACAGAGAUCUACUGAGUGUGGUCGUCAAGGGAAUACCUUCAAUGCAUGUUUGUCUGCACUACAUCCCCGAACUGCUCAAUAUGCCUGAGAUGGAGAAGCAAAUCUUUGCCAUUGAUCUGGCAUCGCAUCUCUCCAUUCAGUAUUCCCUUCCCAAGUCCCUGAGCAUUGCCAAGCUGUGCAUCAACACACUAUCUACUCUUCUUGGAAUUCUAUCCGGAGAUUCCCGGAUUGAAAUGUUCAGAGCUAUUUUGCCGUGCAUCGUGCGAUUUGCCGAAGCAUUUCCACCCUUACUGGAUGACUGUAUAUACUUCCUCAUGCAGCUGGGAAGGAUUGCUGACUCUCAGGCUGCUCUUGGUCGUUCAACGGCUCUCAAUGCAAAUGCUCACGUCGAGGCGAAGAACACAGGAUCAGAUGCAGAGAAACUUGUUGCUGAGGUCAAAGAGACAUUCUCCAAUCUCCUAGAAUAUGCUGUUGUUUCACCCAAAAUUUACUAAAAGAUUUUCUUUGGACAAAAUAUUUUCAAUAAAAACUUUUGUCGAUCAUGGCUUCCUUUUG
Molecule: messenger RNA, 3525 nt
Organism: Phlebotomus papatasi
Lineage: Eukaryota; Metazoa; Arthropoda; Insecta; Diptera; Psychodidae
Gene: IntS2
Product: integrator complex subunit 2
Exons: 3
Coding region: 99-3464 (1121 amino acids)
Biological process (GO): snRNA 3'-end processing
Cellular component (GO): integrator complex
Source: RefSeq, a predicted model, not a curated record